Molecule: messenger RNA, 954 nt
Organism: Limanda limanda (common dab)
Lineage: Eukaryota; Metazoa; Chordata; Actinopteri; Pleuronectiformes; Pleuronectidae
Product: retinol dehydrogenase 8-like
Exons: 6
Coding region: 1-954 (317 amino acids)
Biological process (GO): estrogen biosynthetic process
Cellular component (GO): cytoplasm
Molecular function (GO): estradiol 17-beta-dehydrogenase [NAD(P)+] activity
Source: RefSeq, a predicted model, not a curated record
AUGGCGAGCCCCGGACAGAAAGUGGUGCUGAUCACCGGCUGCUCCUCCGGCAUCGGCCUGAGGAUGGCUGUGAUGCUGGCAAAGGAUGAACAGCAGCGUUAUCACGUCGUCGCUACGAUGCGUGAUCUGAAACGUAAAGAUAAGCUGCUGGAAGCUGCCGGGGAUGCGUACGGGAAAACUCUCUCUCUGGCUGUUCUCGACGUCUGCAGCGACGAGUCGGUCAAACAGUGUAUUAAUGGGAUCAAAGAUCGACACGUGGAUGUCCUGAUCAAUAAUGCAGGUAUCGGCCUGGUGGGUCCCAUCGAGAGCAUCCCCAUCGAAGAGAUGAAGAAAGUGUUUGAGACCAACGUCUUCGGAGUGAUCCGCAUGAUAAAGGAGGUGAUGCCCGACAUGAAGAAAAGAAGAGGAGGACACAUUAUCGUGGUCAGCAGCGUGAUGGGGCUGCAAGGUGUGGUGUUUAAUGACGUGUAUGCAGCUUCCAAAUUCGCCAUGGAGGGAUUCUGUGAGAGCUUGGCUGUGCAGCUCCUGAAGUUUAAAGUCACACUGUCGUUGAUUGAGCCGGGUCCAGUACACACAGAGUUUGAGGCGAAGAUGAUUCAGGAGGUGAAACAGAGUGAGUGUCCUGGAGCUGAUCCCGACACGGUGCAUUACUUCAAGAACGUCUACCUUCCUUCUUCCAUCGACAUCUUUCAGCUACUGGGACAAACGCCCGAUGACGUCGCCAGAUGCUCCAAGAAAGUGAUCGAGGCGAGUAGCCCCCGUUUCCGUAAUCUGACCAACCCGAUGUACACCCCCAUCGUAGCGCUGAAAUUCGCUGAUGAAACUGGAGGUCUGUCUGUCCAUGCCUUCUACCACAUGCUCUUCAACAUGGGCACUCUCAUGCACGUCAGCAUGACGGCAAUGAAGUACCUCACCUGCGGAUGUCUGAGGAGCAGAACCAUCUCACCAAACUAG